Messenger RNA from Torulaspora delbrueckii, 1623 nucleotides. It is a transcript of the gene THI73, whose product is annotated as Thi73p. NCBI's taxonomy places the organism in Eukaryota, Fungi, Ascomycota, Saccharomycetes, Saccharomycetales, Saccharomycetaceae. Gene Ontology annotation, molecular function: transmembrane transporter activity. Gene Ontology annotation, cellular component: membrane. The transcript has a single exon. The record is from RefSeq and is a predicted model, not a curated record. Gene Ontology annotation, biological process: transmembrane transport. Bases 1 to 1623 code for a protein of 540 amino acids.
AUGGCUGCAGUUACGGACAAUGCGAGCUCGUUGAGCACUGGAACCAAGGAAGAUGGUGUUCAAACCCAAGUGAAGGCGGACAACGGCUCCUCAUCAUCAGUUAAUUAUGUGAGUGAUAGUAGUGCCAGAGACGAUAGUGUCGAUGUGGCUUUACUUUUUUUGAAAGAAAACCAUGCCAAGGAAGUUGUUGUUGAUGAAGAUGAGGACUUGACCACUGAGGAGAAGAGGAAAAAGGCAAUUUUUUAUGGUCAAAGUGAUUUGCCUCCAAAGGUGUUGAGAAAAUUGGAUUUUUUCGUCUUACCUUUCCUAUGUUGUACUUAUUUGCUUAUGUUCCUCGACAAGGCAUUGCUGAAUUAUGCCGCUUCCAUGGGGAUCAAACAACACUUGAAAGGUGAUGAAUUUUCAAAUUUAAGUACCAUUUUUGGAGCUUCUUAUAUCUUCAUGGAACCCAUUGUCACUUAUUUGAUUCAGAGGUUCCCAAUUUCCAAAGUCAUGUCAAGUUUUAUCAUCUGUUGGGGUAUAGUGCUCACAUGUCAUUCCGCAUGUAAGACCUAUGCAUCGUUAAUGAUUGUUCGUACUUUACUUGGUGCUUUUGAAUCUGCUAGUGCUGUCGGAUGUAUUGCCGUGAGUGGUAUGUACUAUACAAAGUCCGAGCAGAGUGCGAGAAUUGGGUUUUGGGCAGCUCAGGCCGGUACAGGAUAUAUCGUUGGUGGUUUGAUCUCAUUCGGUUUCUUGCACUACCACGGUAAAGAGUUUACUUCGUGGCAAAUCAUGUUUUUGGUCGUCGGAUUGGUCACUGUGGCCUUUGGUAUCGUCACAUUUCUAUAUUUGCCAGAUAACGUUACCAAUGCAUGGUUCUUGAACCGUGAGGAAAAAGUUGCAGUGGUUAAGCACAUCAGGGAUAAUCAAACCGGUAUCGAGAACAAAAAAUUUAAGAAACAUCAUGUCAAAGAGCUGGUCUGGUACGAUAAAUUGACUUGGCCAAUGUUGGCAAUCACUGCUUGCUCUCAAAUCUCCACUGGUUCCAUUGGUACUUUUUCUGUCACAAUAACGCAAACCUUCGGUUUCGACAGUAAGGAAACUUCUUUACUACAAUUACCUAUUGGUGCAAUUACUAUUAUGAUCAUCAUUAUUACUACCCAAAUGAUCUCCCGUUGGAAUUACUUCACUUUAGUCACAACUUCCAUGUACAUCCCAGCAAUCAUCGGUUGUAUAGUCAUGCUGUGUUUGCCUCUUUCGAACAAAGUUGGUAAUCUGCUCGCCUUGUACCUACUAUACAGUGGUUCCUGUGUUAUCACGAACAUUUACAUUUGGAAUUCCUGUAACACUUCAGGUUAUUGCAAAAGAAUUGUUAGAAACGCACUUACGAUGAUCGUUUACAAUGUGGCAUGUAUUGUUGCUCCCCAGAUGUUUAGAGCAUAUUCGGCUCCAAGAUACAUCCCAGCUAAGAUUACUCUUCUGGUUACUCAAUGCGUCUGUGUGCCACUACAACUAUACGUGGGAUAUUUGAGCAGGAAAGAGAACAUGAAGAGAGACAAGGAGCAGGAAGGUCAAGCACCCGAAAAAUAUCAAUUUUUGGAUUUGACAGAUAUUGAAAAUAGAAGCUUCAGAUAUGUGUACUAG